CGGCGUAAACGACCCCGGGCCGGUCUGAGGCGAAACCCGAACGCCAUGGAGCAGCCCCGGAAGGCGGUGGUGGUGACGGGCUGUUUGUUGGCGAGACCGCCCCUCGCCGUCACCAACUCCCUUAAAGUACCUGUUCCUCCUCGAGGAAACUCGAGACCACGUGGGUGUCAACUUCUGCAGCUGGGCAGUCAUUUUGACUGUCUCCUGGAGUGGUCCCAGUGAAAUCUAGAUACGGUUCACACAGGUGUUCUGUGAUCUGGGAGGGUGGAACUGGUCCUGGAAUCCCCAGGAAGAAGCCACUCACCUGACUAACAGGGUUUGGUCCUUUUGGGGAACACACCGUGAAUGCCAGCUGGGUUGCAGUCCAGUGUUUCAUCAGGAACUGCCAGGCUUGUUCUGGAGAGACCUGUAGGUGGAGCUGUUGUUCUUCUGGAGAGAAAGCGAUCUGAGCACCAGUUUCAGCUACUGCAAAGAGAAAAACUAUCUUCCACAGCACAUUCUAAUGGCUUCCAGAAAAACUGGCUUUCAGGGCUUCCAGAAAUUUCAGGAGCUGGAGAAGCUGGGGCUUGGCGACAGCGUGGACCUGCACGUCUAUGAGAUUCCAGUCGAGUACAAGACAGUUCAGAGGCUCAUCCCUGCACUGUGGGAGAAGCACAGCCCACAGCUAGUGGUGCAUGUGGGUGUGUCGGGCAUGGCCACCACAGUCACACUGGAAAAGUGCGGCCACAACAAGGGCUACAAAGGACUGGACAACUGCCACUUUUGCCCCGGCUCCCAGUGCUGCGUGGAAGACGGGCCCGAAAGCAUCGACUCCAUCAUCGACAUGGACGCUGUGUGUAAGAGGGUCACUACGCUGGGCCUGGAUGUGUCGGUGACCAUUUCGCAAGAUGCCGGCAGGUACCUCUGCGACUUCACCUACUACACCUCUCUGUACCAGAGUCACGGCCGCUCAGCCUUUGUCCACGUGCCUCCCCUGGGCAAGCCGUACAACGCAGACCAGCUGGGCAGGGCCUUGCGGGCCAUCAUUGCGGAGAUGCUGGGUGUCCUGGAGCAGUCAGAAGGCAAAAUCAACUGUCACCACAAACACUGAAAGUCACUCAGGCUUCCCAAGACCUCGUCCCACCAGGGACCCCAGGAGGAGACAAACCUUUCAGCUGGGAAUCUAAUUCGGAUCAAAUAUUUUGAUUUGCAUACCUCCUCUCCCUUUUCCUCCACAAGAGCACUGAUCGACCUGAAGGAGGUGCCUGAAGAUUUUUUUCUCUGUUUCCCUGUGCAUCUGGGGAGGUGGCCGGGAUGUCUGGGAGGCCGGGCUGUCAAAAAUCCUGCCCGGGCGGGCGUCUGCUCUGCAGUGUCACAGCAGGGGCCGCCCGUGUGCCCGCUUUCCUGGGUCUCUGGGAGGGAUUCCGGAGUUUCCUCCGUCUCUUGACUCAUUUCUCGAAAACUUCAAAACCUCUCAGAGAGUCUUUGCCCAGAUCAGUGUCCCAACAGCUUGAGCAGCCCCAGAAAGGACCGCUUUGGGAUGUGGCAUGGCUUUCUUUCUUUCUUUCUUUCUUUUGAAUUCUUACUCUUCUUUUUAAAACAACAGUGCUAGUUUGGGCACCAAGUAAUUUAUAUUCCCUUUGGUUGAAACGCAGGCUUUAGUCCACAACAAAAGUGUCUUUUCUUUUUCCUGGGGUGCGGCCCCUCCUGCCUCCUACCUUAAGACUGGACCUCCAUGUUUGUUUGAGGACUGACAUUGAGGUGACAUUGAGGUCCCCUUGCUUGGGGUGGUCAGUCAGGGCCCUCACCAGGCCACAGGGGAGUGGGGUCUGAUGCCCUGGGAGGUUGAAAGUGUUGGCUGACCCUUUCAACACCCAUGCCAUGAGCUUGGGAGCAGGGCCACCAGGGGGAAAGUACACUUCGAUGUGCACAGGACUUUUUCUUUUUAACAUGUAAAAACUUGUAGCAGCUGCAGACCCACUCUGCACCUGGCCUGGACUGUCACAGCUUCGGUGCUAGGGACUGGCUUCUGGUUUCCCUAAGGGGGGUGCCUGAAGCAGGGCCUGGAGGCCGGAGUCUGCUGAGCUCCGUGUGUGCGUUUGAGCAAUAGGGCAGAGGGGCAGUCAGCGGGCUCUUGUGUAGAUGGUUUUUCGGAGAGUCACCCAGAAUCUCCCUCCCUGGCAACUUUGAACUUCCCAGCCAGGGGUGAAAGUGAUGCUUCCCAGGAGGCAGCCAUAUCCAGCUGGACCUUGAUACCCUCAGGGGAACAGGACAGCAGCAGCCGCAGCAGCCAGGAAGCCAACUGAGGAAAACACACAUUCUGGAAGUAUUCUAUUUUUUUUCUUGGAGAACAUUCGGCUUUAUCCUUUCCUUAGGUGUGAAGUGUGCCAGAAUCUGAUGCUCUCUUGGAUCAUGUCGGUGAUUUUUUUGUUCAUUUUUCUUAAAAGAAAAAGGAACACCUGACCGGAGUGGUUCCCGCCUCUGCUGAGCUGCUGUGUUGACUGGGGACCAGUUGGGUUUCUGAGUUAAAGGCUUUUUAUGAGCCUGGCACUUUCUUUGGAGGGGGAAAGUGGGCACAGGUGGAAGGCUUGCGGUGGGUGCUUGGCAGGGGGUGUGGACUGUGGCCAGUAGGUUGAAGUGCUCGGGCCUCUGCUCCCCUGUCCGUGUCAGCUCUGCCUCGGCCAGAAACCCCCCCUCCACGUCCCCAGUCUGAGUCUGUGGUCUGAGAAAUCUGGGUAUGUAGCAUGUCAGUGCAUCUGCUCCCUCCGCGGCUUCUAUGAGCAGAAACUGGCUUUUUUGAAUGUGGGGGUGCUCAAGGCCAGGGGAGGGGUCCCCCAGGAGUUCUGUUCAUAACAGCAAGCUCCGUCUAGCUCUGUUCCCCAAAGGUCUGAUCCUUGGGCUCUGAGGAGAAAAUGAAUCUAGGUGAGAUGGGGGGGUUGAGGGGCUGGAAGUGAGCCAGGUGCAGAGAGCCUGGCACCUGCUGGAGCCCGGCAGCCUCCGCAAACGCCGUGUUUUCAUCUUUUUUUUGUCCUCACUUUGCCUCUCCGUUUAAAGCGCCCUGCAGUCAGCAACUUAGACAUAACUUACCGCCUGAGUGCUGCUGAGGGUGUGUGUGUCGCUUUGUGUCCUGUGUGUGUCGCUGUGUGUCCUGUGUGUGGGGUUUCUUCCUGGCGGACCCAGGCCUGUCCUUUUCCACGAUGCAGAGCAUUCGGCUCAUUUUAUUUAGUCAGACAGCCAUUAAAUAUUUCAGUCGC
Messenger RNA from Artibeus jamaicensis (Jamaican fruit-eating bat), 3233 nucleotides. RefSeq names its product pyroglutamyl-peptidase I (gene PGPEP1). Gene Ontology annotation, cellular component: cytosol. The transcript is spliced from 7 exons. The coding region runs from base 503 to 1090 and encodes 195 amino acids. Gene Ontology annotation, molecular function: pyroglutamyl-peptidase activity. Gene Ontology annotation, biological process: proteolysis. Lineage: Eukaryota; Metazoa; Chordata; Mammalia; Chiroptera; Phyllostomidae. The record is from RefSeq and is a predicted model, not a curated record.